AAGUUGCCAGAUUGAUAGCAUUUUAUUAUUAUUAUCGACACACAUGUUCAUUUUCUAGAAGAAGAAUCAACGCCAUUUUUAAAAUAAAAAAAAAUAUAUACACAUUCGUGAAAUAAAAUUACUGCGCGACGGAUCAAUUUGUGUCCUUUUCAUCCCCUUGACAUCUUGUGUGUGUACAACAGUAACAGAAGAAGGAAAAGUCCAAAAGAAAAGUAAACGAAGAACAAGUAUUUGAGCGUAUAUAAAAAUAAGCGUGUUACGACGACGAUUUUUUUAUAAACCACAAAUUAAAAGAUAGAGAAAGAACAAAAAAUACAGAAAUCUAAUUAAAAAAAAUGGUAAAAGAAACCGCAUAUUAUGAUAUUUUGGGCGUAAAACCCAAUGCCACACCCGAUGAAUUGAAAAAAGCCUACAGAAAGUUGGCCCUUAAGUAUCAUCCAGACAAAAACCCAAAUGAGGGUGAAAAAUUCAAAGCCAUUUCUCAGGCCUAUGAAGUGCUCGCAGAUCCCGACAAACGUUCCAUUUAUGACGAGGGUGGCGAGGCAGCCAUUAAGAAGGGUGGUGGCGAUGGCGGCGAUUUCCGUAAUCCUAUGGACUUCUUUGAAAGAUUCUUUGGCGGUGGUUUUACCACAAACAGACGUCGUGAGCGUCGUGGCAAAGAUGUUGUCCACCAGUUGUCCGUGCAGCUAGAAGAGUUGUACAAUGGUGCUACCCGCAAAUUGGCAUUGCAAAAGAAUGUCAUAUGUGACAAGUGCGAGGGUCGUGGUGGCAAGAAGGGAGCUAUUGAGAAGUGUAUGCAAUGUCGCGGUGCCGGCUUGGAAACACGCAUCCAACAGAUCGGUACCGGUUUGAUCCAACAUGUCGAACAGGUGUGUCGCAAGUGUGCCGGCACUGGUGAAAUGAUAUCCGAGAAGGAUCGUUGUAAGCAGUGCGUCGGUCGCAAAACAGUAAGAGAACGUAAAGUUUUGGAAGUUCACAUUGACAAGGGUAUGCGCGACGGACAGAAGAUUGUAUUUAGUGGCGAAGGUGAUCAUGAACCCGAUUCACAGCCUGGCGAUAUCAUCAUUCUGUUAGACGAAAAGGAACAUCACACAUUCGUACACGCUGGCACAGAUUUGAUGAUGAAAAUGCCAGUUCAGUUGGUCGAAGCAUUGUGUGGAUUCCAACGUGUGAUUAAGACCUUAGACGAUCGUGAUAUUGUGAUCACAUCGGCGCCCGGUGAAGUCAUUAAGCAUGAAAUGACUAAAUGUAUAAUGGAUGAGGGUAUGCCACUCUAUAAGAAUCCAUUAGAGAAGGGUCGUCUUAUCAUACAGUUCGAAGUUAUUUUCCCCGAUACAAUUCCAGUCUCUGUUAUUCCCCAACUGGAACAGUGCUUACCACCAAGACCAGAAGUAACCAUUCCAAUUGAUGCCGAACAAGUCAAUCUGGUUGAAUUUGAUCCUAAACAGCGCAGAGAUCAACAACAUCAUCGCAUGGCAUACGACGAGGAUGAUCGUUAUGACGAAGGACCCAGAGUGCAACAAUGUACCACAAAUUAAGCGUGUAAAUAGGCAAAAACUGAUAUAUAAACAAAUGCGAAUGAAUAACUUACUAAAAGCAAAAGUAUAUCCACGCAAAAGCAAAGCAGCAGCAAAAACUACUGUAAACUUUACUACUAACUCUCACAAUUCCUUUAAAAUAAAAAUAGAACAAAAAAAAAAACAAAAAAUAUCAAAACGUACCAUACUCUUCAAAACAAAUACAUCUGGAAGAAAAAUACACACAAUUUACAAAAAACUAAUAAAGAAAAAUAUUAUUAUUGAACAGAAAAGCGAUUUGAAGCAAACAACAUCAAAGAACUGUGAAUUUAAGCGCAAGGAGCGAAUAAUGAGAAGAAAUAUAGAAACAAACAUAAUACAUACAUUCACAUUAGUUAUUUAACACUUUUUAGUCUACAAAAAGAAAAACAAAUAAAAACAAAGAACUCAAUAUUUAAAUGUAAAUUUAUCUACACACGCUGUAUUUAUUGUUACACGUCAUUUGUUCGUUAUCUCUCGUAGAUCCUAAAAAUCUAAUAUUUGUAUGACGUUCUUCUACCAUUAUUAUACUCCAUGCAUCCAUCCAACCAAUCAACAACCCUUUUCUCACUUUUAAUAUAUUGUUGUAUCAAAUUUAGUUUUGACCAACUGCAGUUGCAGGCAAAACUUGUCGAAUUUAAAUUUGUAUUGUGUAACUUCGUAGAACAAUUAUUUCUACUACUAUAUAAUCAUGAUGCUUAAAUGUAUAUAUUUCGUAAAUACAUACAAACAUUUAUUUUUUAAUUUUUUUUAUUGCCAAAUAAAAUCAGUAAACGCAUUUCUUCCUAGUUUAAAAAAAAUGGGAGGAAAAAUCAAAAUUUCUUAAAGAAACUACACGGCUUGUUUUCUUCUCUUUAUUUUUGUGUUGGAAACAAAUUACAGUUUUAUGUGAGAAUUUACACUAAAUAUUGGAAACAAAUUCAAUUCAAAUAGGAUCUGGAUAGCAUUAAAACCCUUUAAAAACACAAUAUAAAUAUUAUAAAUAAUAAAAACAUAAAAUAAAACGGUUAGUUCAAACGAAAUAAAGAUAAAUUAUUAUUAUAACCUAGAA
Molecule: messenger RNA, 2607 nt
Organism: Calliphora vicina (urban bluebottle blowfly)
Lineage: Eukaryota; Metazoa; Arthropoda; Insecta; Diptera; Calliphoridae
Gene: Droj2
Product: DnaJ heat shock protein family (Hsp40) member A4-like
Exons: 3
Coding region: 336-1538 (400 amino acids)
Biological process (GO): response to heat; protein refolding
Cellular component (GO): cytoplasm; cytosol
Molecular function (GO): ATP binding; Hsp70 protein binding
Source: RefSeq, a predicted model, not a curated record